AUGGUGUUACCAAUAAUCAUAGGAGUGGGAGUGACCUUUGCCGCCGUGACUGCACGAUCAGGGAUUCGUGCCUGGGAGGUGUACCAAAAGCUCACACCACUGAUGAUUGCGCGUCUGAAUAGGAUCAGGUUAACGGAGGCGGAAAUCAAUUUCCAAAGAGAGAGCUCGGUUCGGUUCAGGAAUCUAAGCCCUACGUUAAAAGCCCGACUCGACCAGUAUAGGGGCGGUUUUAGCGCAAGAAUGACAGAGGCGGAAGCGCUGUUGAUCCUUGGGAUCUCUGGCUCAGAAGUUGCGUCGUUAAACGAACAGCUUCUGAAGCGAAAGCAUCACAAGGCCAUGGUACAAAAUCACCCCGAUCGCGGAGGAAGCCCUUUCUUGGCCAUGAAGAUCAACGAGGCUCGAGACGUGCUAUGCCACAGCGUCAUGCUGAAGAAAUGA
Lachancea thermotolerans CBS 6340 is the source of this 438-nucleotide messenger RNA. It is a transcript of the gene MDJ2, whose product is annotated as Mdj2p. The record is from RefSeq and is a predicted model, not a curated record. Gene Ontology annotation, molecular function: ATPase activator activity. Gene Ontology annotation, cellular component: PAM complex, Tim23 associated import motor. The coding region runs from base 1 to 438 and encodes 145 amino acids. Gene Ontology annotation, biological process: protein import into mitochondrial matrix. The transcript has a single exon. Lineage: Eukaryota; Fungi; Ascomycota; Saccharomycetes; Saccharomycetales; Saccharomycetaceae.